GGAUCCGUCUUUAUGAUAAGGCCACGGAACACUUCCACAAUUCUAUAACUCCUUAUUAAUUCUCUUCUUGACUGCCGAUCGGUUCCGAAAUCCGUUCCUCUCUCCCCCUUCCUUUUCCCUUCUUUGAUAUCAUUCAACACCUACCCCCCCUUUAUCCAUAUGGAAAACAACUUACUCGAAGGUCUCCUCGACCUGGAGGAAGAAUUUUACAGGGAAGGCUAUGACCUAGGAGCUGCCGAUGGCGCACAGGCUGGCUACACCGAAGGCAGUGUAUUCGCUAUCGAGAAGGGCUUUGAAAAAUUUCUUGAAAUAGGAAGGCUCUACGGUAAAGCUCUGGUUUGGUCACAAAGACAAGCUGAGCUAGACUCAUCCAACACUAGGGAUCCUCCCCAGAUGGCUCGGUUACCUAGUGAGAAGGGUGAAGAUUAUCUGGAGCCAUCUGUUUGCAAAGAAAUGUCGAGCGUUCCACCCAGCUCCAGGUUAGCGAAGAACAUCGAUACGCUUCUUGAAUUGGUUGACCCGGCGUCUUUACCCAUGCAAAACACAGAGGAAGCCGUUAUUGACGUGGAUGAGCGUCUGAAGGGUGCGCUAAUCAAGGCCAAGCUUAUCCAGCGUGCACUGGGCGAACGAGAAGAUGCUUGGGAUAUACACCCUGAUGCGAAAGACAUUCCCCAACAGAAAAGCUCUGGGGAUGGAACUGGCAGCAUUGAAGACAUCAGCUCCCUGAAGCUCCGCCAAUGAAGGAUGUUGUUUCUCAAAUCAUCCUACUCAUUAUCCCUAACAAGACCGCUUCUACCCAGCCACCGGUACCCUUCGGAGUAUCUCCGAUAGAGAAGCCACGAUGAUGACAUAUCUUACUCAAGUUUCGGUUUGACUCGUCUCCAUGUAUCCUUAAUCACGGGCAGAGGUAAUAAGGGUGGAUUGAAUUGUCAAGCUUGGAGGUCGAUCAUUGAUUGCUCCACAAAUCUAUGGUCACCCCCACACACCAAGUUCUCAAUUGGCCUUUAGUAGGGAUGGCAAUCCAAGACCACUUCC
Molecule: messenger RNA, 1035 nt
Organism: Aspergillus pseudotamarii
Lineage: Eukaryota; Fungi; Ascomycota; Eurotiomycetes; Eurotiales; Aspergillaceae
Product: Yae1 family protein
Exons: 1
Coding region: 160-741 (193 amino acids)
Source: RefSeq, a predicted model, not a curated record